Rana temporaria (common frog) is the source of this 3038-nucleotide messenger RNA. RefSeq names its product T-box brain transcription factor 1 (gene TBR1). Bases 361 to 2391 code for a protein of 676 amino acids. The transcript has 6 exons. The record is from RefSeq and is a predicted model, not a curated record. Gene Ontology annotation, cellular component: nucleus. Gene Ontology annotation, molecular function: RNA polymerase II cis-regulatory region sequence-specific DNA binding; DNA-binding transcription factor activity, RNA polymerase II-specific. Gene Ontology annotation, biological process: regulation of transcription by RNA polymerase II; cell fate specification; commitment of neuronal cell to specific neuron type in forebrain. Lineage: Eukaryota; Metazoa; Chordata; Amphibia; Anura; Ranidae.
UCAUCAUAAACUCUUCCCUCAAUGUGCCAUCCCAGGGACCAGGAGCCAGGUGAUUAUCCUAAUUAAUGCCUAUCUAAUUAAAUUACUGUCAUCAGCUAACCAAUGGCAGCAGGCGUCUCAUCCUCCUCCAGUGCAGAAGGAUCACAAGUGACUGUUGUCUUAUUGCUGCAAAUCGUCAAUUGGCCAAUCUGUGCGCCCAAAGAAAAAGUGGAACAAAGCUCUGGGAGGCAAGGCAAUGAUGAAGAGUGCUGGGCUAGGACAUUAAUUGUUCCCUUGGAUCUGUGCCUCUUCUUUUUUAUUUUUUUUGUUAAGGGCUUUUUUCCAAUAACAGGGGGCUGAGGGGUUAGUUGGGUGCUAGCUAUGCAGCUGGAUCAUUGCAUCUCUCCUUCUAUCAUGCUCUCCAAGAAAUUCCUCAGUGUGAGCGCCAGUUACCCCCAUCCGGGCACUUCUGAGCUUGCUUUGCAUGAUCAUCCCAUUAUCUCUACUUCUGACAACCUGGAGAGAAGUUCACCUCUGAAAAAAACGAGCAGGGGGAUGACGAAUCAGUCAGACAAUUUCCCUGACUCCAAGGAGGCACCAGGGGACGGCCAGAGGAGUAAGCUGUCUCCUGUCUUGGAUGGGCUUCCUGAGAUUCGUCAUAAUUUCGAUGGAUCAGCAGCAGAUCGCUAUCUCCUCCCUCAGUCCACUCAGUCCCAUUCUGCAGCCGCGGCUCCCACUUCUACCAGCACCACCAUGUUCCCCUACCCGAGCCAACAUGGACCUGCUCACCCAGCCUUCUCCAUCGGAAGCCCCAGCAGAUACAUGGCUCACCACUCAGUCAUCGCCAAUGGAGCUUACAACAGCCUGCUUGGCAAUUCUUCCCCACAAGCCUACCCUGGCACCGGAUACCCCUACACCCAGCAGUAUGGGCACUCCUACCAAGGGGCACCUUUCUACCAGUUCUCCACCGCCCAACCUGGACUGGUACCGGGCAAGGCGCAGGUCUACCUCUGCAACCGGCCACUAUGGCUCAAAUUCCACCGGCACCAGACCGAGAUGAUUAUCACCAAGCAAGGAAGACGCAUGUUCCCAUUCCUGAGUUUUAACAUCUCCGGCCUGGACCCCACAGCCCACUACAAUAUCUUUGUAGACGUGAUACUGGCUGAUCCCAAUCACUGGAGAUUUCAAGGGGGCAAGUGGGUGCCUUGUGGAAAGGCGGACACCAAUGUACAAGGUAACAGGGUGUACAUGCAUCCGGACUCUCCCAACACAGGAGCCCAUUGGAUGAGACAGGAGAUCUCAUUUGGGAAGAUGAAGCUCACUAAUAACAAGGGGGCUUCCAAUAACACCGGCCAGAUGGUCGUCUUACAGUCUUUGCACAAGUACCAGCCGCGGCUGCAUGUGGUGGAAGUGAAUGAAGAUGGCACAGAGGAUACCAGCCAGCCUGGCAGAGUGCAGACCUUCACAUUCCCGGAGACCCAAUUCAUCGCAGUCACUGCCUACCAGAACACCGAUAUCACUCAACUCAAAAUUGACCAUAACCCCUUUGCCAAAGGAUUUCGGGAUAACUAUGACACGAUCUACACUGGCUGUGAUCUAGACCGACUCACCCCAUCACCCAAUGAUUCUCCCAGGUCCCAGAUAGUGCCCGGUGCUCGUUACGCCAUGGCCAGCUCGUUUCUGCAAGACCAGUUUGUCACCAACUAUGCCAAGUCCCGUUUCCACCCCCCGGGGUCGAUACCAGGACCAGGGACAGAUCGCAGUGUCCCCCAUACUAAUGGUUUACUAUCCCCUCAGCAAGGUGAGGACCCUGGGGCCCCCUCUCCUCAGCGCUGGUUUGUUACCCCGGCUAAUAACAGGUUGGACUUCACCACUGCUUCUGCUUAUGACACCGCCACAGACUUUGCCGGCAAUGCCGCCACACUGUUGUCUUACGCGGCGGCGGGAGUUAAGGCACUUCCCUUGUCUACGGCUGGUUGCGCUGGGCGUCCCCUUGGCUACUACAGCGAUCCUACAGGGUGGGGAGCGCGGAGCCCGCCACAGUAUUGCACCAAGACGGGCUCUGUUCUCUCCUGUUGGGCCCCAGGGGCCAGGGUAGGCGCUGCAAACCCCUACCUGUCUGGGGCAGACGACACCGACAGCUUAGCCACAGAUAGGUCUCCUUUAGGUGAGGACUCCAAACCCAAAGACCUAUCCGACUCCAGCUGGAUUGAGACACCACCCUCAAUCAAAUCUAUGGACUCCUCUGACUCCGGAAUUUAUGAGCAGGCCAAGAGAAGGCGGCUCUCACCCUCUGACCCGGCAGUGUCUGGCAGUUCCUCACCCCUAAAAAGUGAAGUUCUACCCACUAGGGACUGUGAAAAGAACUGUGCCAAGGACCUUGGCUACUAUGGCUUUUACACUCAUACCUAAACAAUCCACUGUCUCUCAGCCAAGGUCUGCUACCUUGAGGACUUUCCAAUGACCGAGUUCUUGGCCAAUGUCUUAGGACUUGCAGAUACUUCAUCUAUGUCAUAGAAUGGGUUCUGCAUUGAGCAGAAAGCGUUGACCACCGGCCACAGACCGUUUGCUUGCCACGUUAAGAACACUCUAUUGAGUAACAGCACUGACACCUCAGCUAUAAUUCUAGUUUCCCCCACUUAUCUUCAUGGUCAUCUGCACUGCAGCACAAGUCACGCCAUAGGCGUCAACUAUAGGAAUAAAUCACCUCCGCGGACUGCCGCGGCAGUUCAGCACUGCGGACAGCAGCCUCAGUUUCAGCACCGCGGACAGCAGCAGUUUCAGCACCGCUUCAGCUCUAUGGACAUCACAGGUUCAGCACCUUGAAGAACCAUCGACUUCUUUUGCAGCAACUUGGAUGAACUCAGCUGCCUGCUCAUGGUUUAUUCCUCUGUAGCAAGUCUUAUAGGAGGUUGCCUGCUCUGAACACCAACCCUAUACAGCGCUUCCUCCCAUGGCCAUUACCAUUCAUGGUAGGAAAUGUUCAACAAACUUACAAUUAUCCUCCCAAAUGACUGUCAUUUUGUAACUUUUGUGAAGUCGCCAGCACAGCUAAAAAA